AAUAUCGCACUCUCAAUUAUAACAUCAAAUGGACUUUGUAAUUGUGUUUUGUGUGCCAUUGUUGGUUUGCUCUAAUCUUUAUAGAAUGGAACUAGUUUUAACCUUGGUCUUGCUCUUGAUAAUGGUUGUCUCUGGUUCUUCACGAACGUUCUUCAACGUAAUAAAUUAUUGAGCUGUUGGAGAUGGCACUACAGAUGAUUCCCAUGCUUUUAAAAGGGCAUGGGAAGCAAUUUGUGGAGCUACAACAAUAAAUCCAACUCUCUACAUUCCCCAAGGAAAGACAUUCUUGCUAUAUCCUAUUUCCUUUCGAGGCCCUUGCAAUUCCUACAUUCAUGUAAUGGUUUUGGGAAAUAUUGUUGCACCUAAAGACACAUGGGCAUGGGAAGGACAUGACCAAGAAUAUUGGAUCUCUUUUGCAAGGAUUAAUGGACUUUAUUUGCAUGGAAAUGGACAAAUUGAUGGUCAAGGCUAUAAUUGGUGGCAGUCUUGCCCUGGUUUGGAACGAUGGAGCUGCAAACGACCUGCUGCAUUGGUUUUCUUUGAAUGUAUUACUUUGAAACUCAAUGGAUUGAAGCAUUUAAAUAGCCAAAGAAGCCAUAUCUCAAUAGCAAAGUGUAAGAAUGUGAUCCUUUCUCACCUCUACAUAAACGCCCCUGAAACAAGCCCUAAUACUGAUGGUAUUGAUAUCGCCUACUCUACAAAUGUUAAGAUUCUUCAUAGCUACAUUGGAACUGGUGAUGAUUGUAUUGCAGUUAACGCAGGCAAUUCUGACAUCAACAUCACUGGUAUAACAUGUGGCCCAGGACAUGGCAUAAGUAUUGGGAGUUUAGGUGUAGGAAAACAUAGAGUAAAAGUGGAGAAUGUUCAUGUGAAAAAUUGUAUUUUCAACCGAACUUUAAAUGGAGCAAGGAUCAAAACAUGGCCAGGAGGUCGUGGAUAUGCCAAGAGGAUCUCAUUCAAGAAGAUUAAACUUUAUGAAGUAACCAAUCCCAUUGUAAUUGACCAAUUUUACUGUCCUUACAAACAAUGCAAUACGAAGGGCUCAGCAAUUCAAAUUAGCCAUGUCUCAUACUCAAGAUUUGAAGGGACAUCAAUUAAUAGUAAAGCCAUCAACUUCAGUUGUAGUCGAAAACAAAGCUGCACCAAGAUUGUACUCAACCAUAUUCGUCUAACAUCUACAGAAGCAGGCUACAACACUUACUCAUAUUGCCACAAUACUCAUGGAAUGUAUCAAGACUCUAUUCCUAAAGUAGAUUGCUUGUUACAUUAAUUAAUUAAUUAAUUAAUUAAUUAAUUCUAAGAAUAAUUAAAAUCAUCAUGAUGUAUUUGAUGAAUUUUUUUUAAGUGUGAAUGAUUACUAUGAAUAUGAAAGGGAGGUGGUAGGAGCUUAAUUGAGAGAUUGCAUUGUUGUGUUUGUAAUUAAAAUCAUGCUCAAUGA
Messenger RNA from Rubroshorea leprosula, 1438 nucleotides. The record is from the annotation of a GenBank genome assembly. Lineage: Eukaryota; Viridiplantae; Streptophyta; Magnoliopsida; Malvales; Dipterocarpaceae.